Messenger RNA from Closterium sp. Naga37s-1, 152 nucleotides. NCBI's taxonomy places the organism in Eukaryota, Viridiplantae, Streptophyta, Zygnematophyceae, Desmidiales, Closteriaceae. The record is from the annotation of a GenBank genome assembly.
GCUGCAUCUCGCCGGCUCGUCGCGCGUCUCCCGCCUGCCGUACCUCCCACGCCGCGCCCAGCUUCUCGCGUCGUGCGCAUUCCCCUGCGAGCCAGUAGCGGCGCAUGGCAGCGACAGAGGCGGCCUGGCAGCCGCCGCAAGCCACACUUCGA